AGAUGUUUCUGUUUAAAAAGAAACACAAAUGAUUUGUUGGCAAGUCCAAAGAAUGAUAUCAAAGUAUUGAACGGUUUAAGGUUCACAUCAUCUUGUACUAUAAUACUCGUUCACUGUAUUAUGGUAUGUAUGCUGGUUAGUGCUGGAAAUGCGUUGAAUUUUGAAAUGUACCUCAACAGCUACGGUAUGUUUUUAUUAAACCUGGUCAUCGUUGUGGACACCUUCUUCAUAAUGUCAGGUAUUUUAUUCGUCAGGAACAUCAAAACCAAUAGUAAUCUGUGGGAUCUUGUGAAAAUGCUGAUAAAAAGAUAUUUUAGACUUAUCUGGUGGUAUAUAGCCGCCCAAGUGACCAUAAUCUUCAUACUGCCUCGCUUCGGCUGCGGUCCGCUUUGUGCGAGGUUCAUGGAUUAUGAACAAGGAGCUUGUAUCAAGACCUGGUGGCUAGGUCUACUGAUGAUGGCUAAUUAUGUCGAUAGAACCAAUAUUUGCCACGCUCCAUCCUGGUACAUAUUCAGCGAUUUCCAUCUAACUUUUUUGGCAAUAGUAAUAUUUUGGAUACAUCAAAAACAACCGCGCCUUGGGAAGAUCUGUUUCGGUAUUCUAGCAUUUCUCAGUAUUCUACUGCCAGGUAUAUUAGCGUACAAUACGCCAGAAUUGGGAGAUAAUCCAUUCCACUUCCAAUUAUACAAAGUAAUGAGGCAUGUUAAAGAUUCAAAAUUUUUCGUAUCAUACUUAAAAACACACCACAGAGCGAGCCCUUACUUCGUGGGUUUGAUGGUAGGCUAUAUUAUGAACACGUACGGAGCCAAGGCUUUUAGAAAUACAUUUACAAAGAAACAAUUAUUUAUUUAUUUUCUGGCAUUUUUCGCUAUAGUUGUUUAUUUAUCUACGUGGAAUUACAACAUGCAAGUAAUGUUAUUAAAUGUUUUGCAAAGAAUUAUCUGGGCCUUUAUAAUCUGUGCAAUUAUUUUGAUGUCCGAAUAUGGAAGUUUGCCGUAUAUCAAAGAAUUUCUCUCCUGGUCUAUCUUCGUGCCGCUAAGCAAACUAACAUACGGAAUGUACAUGGUCCAUUGUAUUAUCGUCAUGUAUAAUACCAUUUCAAUACGAAGUCCUCUACACUUCAACGGUUAUCUACUGACUGAAAAAUUCUUGGGAACUCUAACACUGUCUUGCUUCAUAAGUUUGUUUUUCUUGCUGUUCAUCGAAGCACCUCUCAAUAAUCUAGUCAAAUUAUUUCUGGAAUCAAUUGGCAAUACCAAAGAAAGUCAAGAAUUAAAGAAUAGAAAGACCCACAUACAUACACAAGAAAGUACAGAAGAAUUAUCAGAGAAAAAGAGCAAAGAAUUAUAAUUAACGGGAGGAAAAAUUCAUGGGAGAAAAUAACAGGACUGGGAUUAACCCUAUUUCCACUGUUGAAAACAAAAACAUGUCCCACAUUUACACAAAAAGUCUUAAUUAUUAUAUGUA
This is a messenger RNA of Papilio machaon (common yellow swallowtail), 1467 nucleotides long. Its product is annotated as O-acyltransferase like protein-like. The coding region runs from base 121 to 1350 and encodes 409 amino acids. The transcript is spliced from 9 exons. Gene Ontology annotation, molecular function: acyltransferase activity, transferring groups other than amino-acyl groups. Lineage: Eukaryota; Metazoa; Arthropoda; Insecta; Lepidoptera; Papilionidae. The record is from RefSeq and is a predicted model, not a curated record.